Messenger RNA from Acyrthosiphon pisum (pea aphid), 3247 nucleotides. RefSeq names its product zinc finger protein 853-like. The coding region runs from base 216 to 1547 and encodes 443 amino acids. The record is from RefSeq and is a predicted model, not a curated record. Gene Ontology annotation, molecular function: DNA-binding transcription factor activity, RNA polymerase II-specific; RNA polymerase II cis-regulatory region sequence-specific DNA binding. Lineage: Eukaryota; Metazoa; Arthropoda; Insecta; Hemiptera; Aphididae. The transcript is spliced from 4 exons. Gene Ontology annotation, biological process: regulation of DNA-templated transcription.
CGAACGAAAAGCAAUAAUACAUUAGGCAUAUAAACAUAUUAUAGUGUGUACGGUAUACAUUAAUAUAAUAACCAAUAUAGACAGCAUUUGCAGAGCGAUAAUCGAUUAGUGCUCAAGUCAGUGUUCAGAUCUGAUUUUUUUUUUUUUAUAUUUUAUUAUAUAAUAAGAGAAUUUUUUUUCUCACUUCACCCCGACCGCGGUUUUACUCCAUCACCAUGCCCCGAUACUACGCGGUGAAGAAACUGGGACCAAAACUGCUGUUACACCAACAACAGCAGAACCAGCCACAGCAGCAGCAACAGCAGCAGCAAAUAAUAAUCCUACAACAGCAACAGCACCAGGCGGCCAUGGACGAGCUGGACGACGACGAAGGAUGUUGCAGUUCCCGAUCCGGUACAGAGUCUCCGCCACCAUUCACCGAUCCCACCUCGGUGAAACUGUACAAGCCUCUGGAAUCCGUCACCAUGUCCAAACACAAAGAUUACUUGAAGUAUUGUUACGAUCUGGAACAAAAACAAAACUUGUUCAGGGAGCGAAGCAAAGAAGAAACAGAAGCCGCUCAUGACUUGCUCGAACUCUCCAGAUCGUUACCACCACUGCCACCACCAAGCACGGUGACCGUCGCCGCGCCCACCCCUCCCGAGACACCCCUGAGCUCGGGGGUGGGCGAUGGGUGCCCGGCUUCGCCGCAGUUCGUCUACGUGUCCGCCGCGGUAUCCGCCGCACCGCUUACACCACCCGCUUCAGAGUACUCGUCGGAUGCGGAGAAUACGCCAGCGGACGCGGGUGGCGGUACCGCGAACGCACAGGCUGUCGUGGUGGCCACGGCCACAGCCACCACCACCGUCUACAGCCUGAUCGAUUACGUCAUCGAGAGGGGUGACGGUGGCACGUUCGACCCGUUGCUGACCAGAGACUUGAACGUCAAGGCCGGCAGGACGACAACGACGACCGCGGAACACCGCCGGUCGACUUCCACUACCACCACAACCACAACCACCCAGGUCGUGGUCGGAUGCAGUACCGGGAACAAAGCCCGUUACACGUGCACCGACUGCGGAAAGCACUACGCGACGUCGUCGAACCUGUCGCGGCACAAGCAGACGCACCGGAGCCUGGACUCGCAGUCGGCCAAGCGGUGCAACGCGUGCGGCAAGGCGUACGUCAGCAUGCCCGCCCUAGCCAUGCACCUGCUCACGCACAAGCUGUCGCACGCAUGCGGCGUGUGCGGCAAGAUGUUCAGCCGGCCAUGGCUGCUGCAAGGCCACCUGCGAUCGCACACCGGCGAGAAACCGUACUCGUGUGCGCAGUGCGGCAAAGCGUUCGCGGACCGGUCCAACCUGCGCGCGCACAUGAUGACCCACUCGGGCGACAAGAACUUUUCGUGCCACUGGUGCCGCAAGUCGUUCGCGCUCAAGUCGUACCUGAACAAGCACCUGGAGGCGGGCUGCGCGCCGGCCGCCGCUGCCUCGUCUCCGCCGUCGCCGUCGUCGCCACGGCAGCCGCAGCAGCCAGACGACCGGGAAACGGCCACCCGGGGCGGAUAACGUCGUCAAGCGGCGCCGCAGCAGCAGACGCCCCGGCGGACGUCGGUCAUACGGUUCGCCGCCGCCACUGCAGCCGCCGAUGCCGCCGAUGACAUCAUAGUGUUGUCGGACUAAUAACGAACGACGGCUUAGUAGUACGUCGACGGUCGACGCAGCCGCCUCCGCCGCCGAAGUAACAUUUUUUUUUAAAAAAAAUAUCAUAAAGGUUUUUUGAUUAAUUUUUUUUUUUAUUCAUCACCCCCCGAAAGACACGGAACAGACAACUGUGACACCAAAUAUAAAAUAAUCAUAUUAUUAUUUUUAUUAUUGUAUUAGUGGUACAACUAUGGUAUAAUAUUGUUGUAUUUAGUUUUUAAUAUCGAUAUCGGUACGUUUAUUAUAAUAUACAAUUAAGGACAUAUAGGUAUUUAAGGAUAGGUUUUACGUAUUUUUUACUAUACAUUAUAGCUGAUAGCAGUAUUAUCGCCUAGUCAUUAAGAUAACGCAAUAUUAUUAUUAUUAUUAUUAUAAUCAUCAUCAUCACCACCACCACCAUAACCACAACCACAGCCUGUGCCUAGCAGUUGUGCCUCUAAGCGCGCGCAAUUUAUUUACCGGUACACCUAUAUCAUAACAAUAUUGUUAUAAUAUAUAUAUAUAAUAUAGGUAGUGUGUUCUGAAACGAGCAAUAAUAUUAUUAAUGUUAUAUAUACAUUAAAAACAGUUUUAGGCUGAUAUUAUAUUUUUAGAGAAUCUUUUUUUUUAUCGUCAUAUCGAUUAUUAUAAUAUAUAUAUAUAUAUUAUAUUUAUAUUUAGCGAUCCUCGUCGAGGUAUGUAUGUUUAAUGCGGAUUUUUUUUUCUACGACAAUUUUUACGGUUUGACCAUAUAAUAUUGUUAUAAUACUCGUAUAUCAUUAAAUCGAUAUUACGAUAAUAAUAUUAUUAUUAUUGCGUCCGUUCGACAGUGGUUGCGUUCGACCGACAAUAAUAAUGAUAUAAUAAAUAACGAUAAACGGUUUUAAUUUACGUUUUUUUUUAACAAUAUCAUAUUAUGCUUUUCGAGCCGUUUUUGGAUUUUGACUAUUGGGCGGGUAUUAUAUUUUGAUGAUUGAACAAUAUUGUAUGAUAUUCAGGAAAAUAUUUGCUCAAAUAUUGCAAGGUGAACAUACGUAAUAAAAAUAUAUCAUGUUUUUUCUCAUUUUACUUUUUUAUACAAACCUACAUAUUUAUAUGUAUAUAUAUAUAUAUUAUAUAUAUGUAUAAUGCGCGAUGAAUGUUUAAAAUCCGUUCGGUGUAAUAUAUUGUUGUGUAUUGCUCGAUAGUUGAAAAUUGAAAUCCAACGGAGAAGUUUUAUAGAAUAAUUGUACUCUCACACGCGGAAAAAGUAUAAUAUAUUUUAAGCAAGUCGUAGUAUUUCGAUAAAAUGUCCAUAGUAUGAUAUAAUAAUAUUAUUACCAUAUACCAUUAUCAUCAUCAUACCACUCGGCGGGUAUCAAUUUCACAAAAAAAAACCAACAAAAAAUUAUGUACAAAUAUUUCAUUAGGGUAUAUCAUUAUUACUAAACAUUAUAUUGUAUGAACACAACAAAAUAGGAUUGAAUAACACAUUAGCAGGCUGUGAUUUUAAAAUUUAAACUGACUGUUUGAACGAUUUUCGUGCUAUAUCGAAAGCGGUUUCAAUUUGAUUUUGACACAAAAGUUUCCGGGACAAAAAAAAAAAA